GCUGCUGCUGCUGCUGCUGCUGCUGAACUCAGCUGCUGCUUCCAGCACUCCCCCCUACACAAUGCUGCCUGCUGCCCUAACCUCCCUUCUGGGGCCAUUCCUUUUGGCCUGGGUGCUGCCUCUUGCCCGAGGCCAAACCCCCAACUACACGAGACCUGUGUUCCUGUGCGGAGGGGAAGUGACCGGGGAGUCAGGUUACGUGGCAAGUGAGGGUUUCCCCAACCUCUACCCCCCAAACAAGAAGUGCAUCUGGACAAUCACGGUGCCUGAGGGCCAGACUGUGUCCCUGUCCUUCCGAGUCUUCGAUAUGGAGCUCCACCCUUCCUGCCGCUACGAUGCUCUGGAGGUCUUUGCUGGCUCUGGAACCUCAGGCCAGCGACUUGGACGCUUCUGCGGCACCUUCAGGCCCGCACCUGUAGUUGCGCCUGGCAACCAAGUGACNCUGAGGAUGACAACUGACGAGGGCACUGGGGGACGAGGCUUCCUGCUCUGGUACAGCGGCAGAGCCACUUCAGGCACUGAGCACCAGUUUUGCGGGGGGCGGAUGGAGAAGGCGCAGGGAACCUUGACCACGCCCAACUGGCCUGAGUCGGAUUACCCACCAGGCAUCAGCUGUUCCUGGCACAUCAUUGCACCCUCAAACCAGGUACUGACCUUCUUGCCUAGGCUGCCCACCAGCGUGUUCAACGGAGCUGUGAGUGACGACUCAAAGAGGCUGGGGAAAUUUUGUGGAGACAAGGCCCCUAGCCCCAUCUCUUCCGAAGGGAAUGAGCUCCUGGUCCAGUUUGUAUCGGACCUCAGUGUCACCGCAGAUGGCUUCUCAGCCUCCUACAGGACUCUGCCACGGGAUGCCGCAGAAAAGGAGUCGGCCCUGAGUCCAAGGGAGGAUGUACAGCGUGGUCCCCAGUCCCGCUCUGACCCNAAGACAGGAACUGGGCCCAAAGUCAAACCACCCANUAAACCUAAAUCCCAACCUGCAGAGAAAUCAGAGGCUCCCCCUGCUACCCAGGCGACUCCAGCGGCCCCAGCUGCCCCCAGCAUCACCUGCCCAAAGCAGUACAAGCGGUCAGGCACUUUGCAGAGCAACUUCUGUUCCAGUAGCCUAGUGGUGACGGGAACAGUGAAGACCAUGGUCCGGGGCCCUGGGGAGGGNCUCACUGUCACCAUCAGUCUCCUUGGUGUCUACAAAACCGGAGACUGGACCUACCCUCUCCGCCCACUGGCACCUCUCUGAAGUUGUAUGUGCCCUGCAGGCAGAUGCCCCCCAU
This is a messenger RNA of Mus pahari (shrew mouse), 1268 nucleotides long. RefSeq names its product procollagen C-endopeptidase enhancer (gene Pcolce). Lineage: Eukaryota; Metazoa; Chordata; Mammalia; Rodentia; Muridae. The record is from RefSeq and is a predicted model, not a curated record.